Marmota monax (woodchuck) is the source of this 930-nucleotide messenger RNA. Its product is annotated as olfactory receptor 5W2-like. NCBI's taxonomy places the organism in Eukaryota, Metazoa, Chordata, Mammalia, Rodentia, Sciuridae. The record is from RefSeq and is a predicted model, not a curated record. Gene Ontology annotation, molecular function: olfactory receptor activity; odorant binding; G protein-coupled receptor activity. The coding region runs from base 1 to 930 and encodes 309 amino acids. The transcript has a single exon. Gene Ontology annotation, biological process: sensory perception of smell; G protein-coupled receptor signaling pathway. Gene Ontology annotation, cellular component: membrane.
AUGGACAGGGAAAAUUGUUCUUUGAAAGAAUUCAUUUUGAUGGGAAUUACUGAUAACCCUGAGAUGAAACUGACCCUAUUUAUGAUAUUUCUACUUGUUUACCAUAUUAAUCUUCUUGGAAACCUUGGAAUGAUCUUCUUGAUUAGAGUGGAUCCCCAACUUCAUACACCCAUGUACUUUUUCCUCAGCCACCUCUCUUUCUGUGACCUCUGCUAUUCCACAGCAAUUGGGCCCAAGAUGCUGGUCGACAUAUUUGCUAAGAACAAGUCAAUUCCGUUCUUUGCCUGUGCUCUGCAGUUCUUCAUCUCCUGCACCUUUGUAGAUUCGGAGUGCAUCCUGCUGGCAGUGAUGGCCUUCGACAGAUACAAAGCCAUCAGCAACCCCUUGCACUACACAGUAGACAUGUCCAGCAGGAUUUGUUCUGUGCUUUUAGCUGGGGUUUACCUGGUGGGAACAGCAGAUUCUUUGAUACAUACAACAUUGACCUUUCGCUUAUGUUUCUGUGGGUCUAAUGAGAUUAAUCAUUUCUUCUGUGACAUCCCUCCUAUCCUAUUACUGUCUUGCUCUGACACACAGGUCAAUGAGUUAGCGAUAUUCACCAUUUUUGGUUUCAUUGAACUGAGUACCAUUUGUGGAGUCCUGGUCUCUUAUGGCUACAUCAUCUCAUCAGUCUUAAUGAUCCGCUCUGCUGAGGGGAGGCUCAAAGCUUUCUCUACCUGUGCCUCCCACUUAACUGCAGUUGCAAUUUUCCAGGGAACUGUGCUCUUCAUGUAUUUCAGGCCAAGUUCUUCCUACUCUCUAGAUCAAGAUAAAAUUAGCUCAUUGUUCUACACCCUUGUGAUUCCCAUGCUGAACCCUCUGAUUUAUAGCCUACGGAACAAGGAUGUAAAAGAGGCCUUACAAAAAGUGAAAAAUAAAAUGCAGCUUUAA